Molecule: messenger RNA, 1045 nt
Organism: Pisolithus orientalis
Lineage: Eukaryota; Fungi; Basidiomycota; Agaricomycetes; Boletales; Pisolithaceae
Exons: 8
Biological process (GO): acetyl-CoA biosynthetic process
Cellular component (GO): cytosol
Molecular function (GO): acetyl-CoA synthetase activity
Source: RefSeq, a predicted model, not a curated record
CAAACCGUACAAAAGCACCAAAUUACCCAAUUCUACUCGGCACCCACCGCUAUCCGCCUGUUGCGCAGACUUGGCGCUCAUCAUGUUGAAGGUCACGACCUUAGCUCUCUCCGCGUGCUGGGCAGUGUCGGAGAACCGAUCAACCCUGAGGCUUGGCAUUGGUAUAACGAACACGUUGGAAAGAAGGAAUGCGCAGUUGUAGACACGUUCUGGCAAACCGAAACUGGUUCUAUUGUUGUGACACCGUUCCCAGGUGCUAUCGAGACCAAACCCGGAUCAGCAACUGUCCCCUUCUUCGGUAUCGAGCCCGCUAUUCUGGACCCCACUACUGGAAAGGAACUGGAAGGAAACAAUGUCGAAGGUGUCCUUGUGAUCAAACGACCCUGGCCCUCGAUUGCUCGCACAGUAUACAAUGAUAAUAAUCGGUAUCUGGAAACGUACAUGAAGCCCUACCCUGGCUACUUUUACACUGGUGAUGGUGCCGCCCGUGACGAACAUGGUUAUAUAUGGAUCAAGGGUCGUGUUGAUGAUGUGAUCAAUGUGUCUGGACAUCGUUUGUCGACUGCAGAAAUUGAGUCGGCCUUGAUCUUGCACAAGGGUGUCGCUGAGGCUGCGGUGAUCGGCACCGCCGACGAACUGACAGGGCAAGCCGUGUUUGCUUUCGUCACCUUGAAACCAGAGUUCGCAUAUAACCCCAACGACGAAGCGUCGCUCUUAAAGGAACUCGUUCUCCAAGUCCGCAAAGUCAUUGGUCCUUUCGCUGCACCGAAGAAAGUGAUCAUCGUUCCUGAUCUUCCAAAAACUCGUUCCGGGAAGAUCAUGCGUCGUAUCAUGCGGAAGAUUGUCGCUGGCGAAGGAGAUCAGCUUGGUGAUCUUAGUACUAUUGCGGAGCCUGGUGUCGUCGAGGUCAUUAAAAAGAAGGUAGCGGCAUCAUUGUGAGAUGGGAUGAUCGCAUGUAGAUAUGGAGUCGGAUUCGUGUAUGCUGUAAAAUUUUGUUAGUGAACCAGGUGUCUUGCAACUGUCAACCAGUUGCCAAUUCGUGCCC